CUAGCUACUCACUUUUGGAGUACACUUGACUACCUUUUCAAUCUGCUACCAAAUUUCAUUUGACGUCCUAUUGUGCCUUAGUAUGGAUUUGUUGGCAGAAUACGGAUCUUCUGAGGACGACGCGGACGAUCCUGUGUCCGCGCGUCGCGGUGGUGAUAUUCCGGAGCCGCUGUCGACGAAACACGCUGACGCGCCGAUCACAUCUACACGACUCCGUCGGGGUCCCAAGAUUCUAUCGCUACAAGCCGUAUUGCCGCCACACAUUUUCGAACGAUUGACUCAAUCCUCCGGAGUGUCGCACGACGAUGACAGUGACGACGACGACAACGACGUUUCCAACGAACGACAACGCCGGGGAGCGCCGGAGCGGCAUUCAACGCAAACGACGGUAUCCUCCACACCCGCAUCAUCCUUGAAAGGUACCGAUCCGGGAUUGUCCGAUUUGCUGUCGGCGUUGCGUGCCGCACCCACGGCGGGCUCGAUCCUCCGGGCCCCGUCCAAGCCAGCGGGAGCCGACUCGCAACCGUUGGGGGCCGCGUUUUUGUCGUCGUCGAGCACCACAACCACCAAGGUCACCACCUCGUCAACCACGAUAGUCCGGGAUAUUCAUGGAACUGCGGCGACGCGUACGGACGACCGUGGAGAGUCCGACAUCAUUCCCGUCGUGACGACCACGACGACUCCGGCGCGUCGUGUACCACUGGCGGCGGCUCCGAGAGUCUCUGCGGCGCCUCUCGUGUCCCGGACUAUACCACCAUCCAAUAGCCUGCAAAGCAGCAGUACUGCGUCUGACCCUACGGCUCGGCCUACGAACGACAACAACAAAAACGACGACGAAUACAACCACACCCGUAACCCGUCAAACCCACCAUCCCGCAAGGCACUGGAACAGGCACUACGCCACGGCAACUUGAGUGCCGUGUGGGACGAUCCGAAUCGCAUCAGUGUGGCGCAGGCCGCCCCGGAUCGGCAUACGCCGGUCCCGGAACGCGCCGCACCGUCCCACGGCGUCAAGGUGGUACCCACGGCCCUGUACGAUCCGUCCGUGGGAGCGAACGUUCUCGUAAAUACAACAGGGGGACGUCCCCACUUGCCGUCCCGUGGGAAGAAUCAAAUACACACACUGUUGCAGUCGGCGGCAGCCUUGGAACGACAACGGGCGCAGCAAGGUGGGGUCGCCGGGUCGGCGACCUUGGGGAAAACCCACCGGGCCAACGCCAAACGCAAGUACGGAUGGUAAAGGAACGUAACGGUGGACUGGACCGUUUGUGGUGGCAGGGAAGCGUAUGCGUAUCUCUAUCUGGAUCUCGCUUAUUCGCAUGUACGAGUCUAGCGGAGACGGCCGGGACGUGGGCAGGAAUCCUUUGUGUGAUACCGAGAGGCUACUCUAGCUUUGGCCAGAGCAAUUUGCUUACCUAUCCAUUUACCAGUAGAUAGGUAGGUACCCAAUUGACAAAAAAUGAAGUGUGUAAUUUGGGGUUUCCACUCGCCACCCAACCCUGCCCUCUGGACUGAACAAAGGACCGACGGAACGCGGCGGUGUUGACGUGCGCGCGCGCGCGCCCUUGGAGGGGGACUUGUUUCCACCGACCGUCCCCGUGCAAGCCACGCACCGGGACGGUCCCCAACCACGACGGAAUUGGCUCGGACCAACCCCUUUCGGCCGUGCUGUGCUGGUGGAGAGAGGGAACAUUCAAAGAUUCGGGUUUGUGCCGGGCUGGCGGCACAGAAUGAUGAGAUUGGUUGGUUCAAGACAAACCGGCAUUCCAGAGCCUGGCCCGCUCAGUAGUCAAUCUACUAAACAUUCUACAUACAU
Molecule: messenger RNA, 1816 nt
Organism: Phaeodactylum tricornutum CCAP 1055/1
Lineage: Eukaryota; Bacillariophyta; Bacillariophyceae; Surirellales; Neidiaceae
Exons: 1
Coding region: 83-1240 (385 amino acids)
Source: RefSeq, a predicted model, not a curated record